This is a messenger RNA of Iphiclides podalirius (scarce swallowtail), 453 nucleotides long. Lineage: Eukaryota; Metazoa; Arthropoda; Insecta; Lepidoptera; Papilionidae. The record is from the annotation of a GenBank genome assembly.
AUGCCACCCCGCUCCUCAUCCUCCCCGAGGGUCCCCCCCGAACCACCCCCAGCACCCUCGGCCUCAACACGAGCGUCGGCGGAGGUGGAUGGUUGCCCUGGAAACGGGGUGCGUCGCGAUUCUUGCCCUGGCGGCUUCGAUUGCCCGGAGGCUGCGAUCGCUUACAAUGUAGAACGUCAUGCUUAUGACACAAUCGUUGUGAGGCACUUGGAUAAAGUUUCACGUAGAAUUCGAAAUGUUAUACUUGUAAGAAAAGCUAAAAGUGCUAAGAUAGCGCUACACAUAGGGUUGUCGCCGCUGAAGUUGUGCUCGUCCAUGGAGCCGCCGGCGUUGGCGAUGUCCCGCUCCGCGCCGACACCCCUGACCUGCCAAUUGGACAGAUCGCAGGGGCCCUCCAGUCGGGGGCUCCCCGCGCGGCCGCAGCCCUCGUACCGUUCGCACUGUCCCACGUCA